This is a messenger RNA of Ceutorhynchus assimilis (cabbage seed weevil), 3642 nucleotides long. Lineage: Eukaryota; Metazoa; Arthropoda; Insecta; Coleoptera; Curculionidae. The record is from the annotation of a GenBank genome assembly.
AUGCAAUAUUAUAAUUCGACGGAAUCGACGCCGACGAAUAUUAAUGAAUUGCCCCUUAUGCCUUACAUUAAGUAUGAAACCACCUCGUAUUUCAACAGCAGUAUUGAAAAUGCUUCUGAUAAGGAAGUUGCUUUAAAAAGGUUGCAAAAUUUUUGUAAUGGACCCAUGACAGUAAUAGAAGAUACUGAAAAAAAAUUGGUCAAUGAAUAUGAUAUUUCUGAGGAAGAUAAUACCGAGUUUGAUAUUGAAGCAUUAUAUAGUCCUUGCGAUGACAGUGACGCCGAUAAAAACUACCAGCCUAGCGGCAGCAGUAGCGAAUCAGAAAAGGAAGAAGAAACACAAAAAAGGAGUAACAAAAAGAGGAAAAUUUUGUCCGAACUAGUAAGAAUAGAUGCAUCUGAAAAUGUGGAAGACGAGGGUAAUGUCAAUAAUAAUAGUUCUGGAGGAAAUAGAGAUAAGGAAAAUGAAACCACAAAAAGGUUUUCAAUGAUCGAGAAAUCUUAUCAGUUAGAAUCUACAGAAAAUAAUAUGCCUGGAACCAGUGGAACCAGCACCAAAAAGAAAAAAUGUCGUCGUACAGAGCAAGAAAAAGUUGAACAUGGUAAAUUAAAACAUCCGAUGAGAAAUCUGUGUUCAGGAAAAUGUAAAAGGGAUUGUACCAAGUUAUCAGAUGAGGAUAGAAAUAAGAUAUGGGAUCACUACUGGAAUUUAAACUAUACAAGUAGAAGAAAGUGGUUAAGCAAACAUGUUUCACUUGUUUCUGUUAAGCGUAGGAUAUUGUCAGCAUCUAGAAAUAGAUCAGAGUCCAGACGAUUUUCUUUGCCUCUUGCUGAUUCGAAAGACGUUCAAGUUUGUCGACUUACAUUUCUAAAUACCCUAGGAUACACCAACGAUUCUGUAAUAACUGAACUGGUGCGAGCUAUUAAAAAGAAACCCUGUGGAGAAAUGGUAAAAGAAUGUAGGGGAAACCAUAAAAAAGCAAUUGACCCAACAUUCAUUAAAGCCCAUAUUGAAUCAUUUCACCCAUUUGUCAGUCACUAUCGCCGAAAAAAUGCACCACUACGUAGAUACCUGUCGAGGGAAUUAACUAUUGAUAAACUGUACAAUGAUUUCAAUGAAAAGAAUCCUAAUACAUGUAAAGUUGAGACUUACAGAAAAGUUCUAAAAGAUAUGAAUAUAUCCAUGUGUCCUCCUAAAUCCGAUGUAUGUGAAGAGUGUGAGACAAUGGAAAAUGAUGAUGAUGAUCAAGUGAGGCAAAAAUUACAUACACAUAAACUAAGAGCUGCAAAGGCUACUUCACAAUAUAAGAAAGAUGCAGAAGAGGCAUCUACUUCUGAAAAUGCUACGUUGAAACGUACAUUUUCAAUGGACUUACAAAAAGUUAUGCUCCUACCCAUAAUGCCUGCUUGUAAAAGCUCUUUUUUUAUUAGCAGGCUAGUAAUAUUUAAUGAGACUUUUGCAACAUUAAAUAAGGAGAGCCGCAAAAAAAGUUAUUGCGUUUUAUGGCAUGAGGCUCUUGCCGGCAGAAAGGCAGAGGCGAUUGCUGAUUCGAUUUUAAAAUUAAUGAAUCAAGAAAGGGAUGCGACCGAAUUUCUGUUUUGGGCAGAUAACUGUACAGCCCAAAACAAAAAUUGGGUGUUAUUUACAACUCUUGUAAAUGCAGUUAAUUUACCAACUGGCCCAAAUAAGAUAACAAUUAGAUACCUCACCAAAGGUCACACCCAUAUGAGCGCAGACGGAAUACAUGGAAAUAUAGAAAGAAAAAUAGGGCGGAAACGAACAAUUACUGACUUUCAGGAGCUCGUAGAAGUUAUUCAGGCAUGCAGGAAAAAUGUCGAUGUCCUUCAACUAACCGAAUUUCAUUUAUGGCAAAAUAAAAAGAGAAUCACAAGGAAGCCGGAUGACCCAUUGAAAGGGUUUCUUAUAGCUGCUCUCUAUAUUAUGGAUGAUGGAAAACGAGAAAAUAAUAAAACAAAAAAGCCCAGAAGUGAAAAUGUUAAAAUUGUUCUGUCAACAUAUUUACAUAGAAGGCAGUUUCCAAGUCCAAAACCAAUGCUUAUUUCGAAGCUGACAGCAUUAAAAAACAUGAAUUUGAAUACCCGGAUACGUCGACAAAAUUCCAUAGUAUAUAAUUUCAUCAGUGAUUGUGAACCUUUGCAGACAGAGUACAGUUUUGUGUUUCAACAGUUUACGCUAUGGCUCAAAGAUCAAAUAAGGAAAUCUCCGCAGUGUCAAGAUCUAGAAAUACUUGUGGGCCCUCUUUUUUGUCAUUUCUACUUUGACAUUAGAAGUAGUGGAAAGACUCAUGAAGCUGUUUCUUCAAGUAACUCAUUUUUCAAAGCCCAUAUUGAUAAAGUAGAUCAAACUAAAUGCAAUGACAUAGUUAAAGGAAUACUGAGAGCGGUAAGUGCUGCUUCAGAAAAUAUUAUUUUAAAUGGGUCAGAUUGCCCAAGCUUUGAUGAGUUGAAAGAAAAAUUUAGAUCCAGUAAAAUCAGGGUUCACCUCAAACCAGAAUCCUUAACAUUGCUUAAGAAUUUUGUAGCAGCUAGCUUACAUAUCGAAUCAGAUAUAUUAAUACUUCAAUCUCUUAAAUCUUGGUUUGAUUUCCACAUUAUUUCCAAAAGUUGUAAUGGAUUUGAUAGUCAAUUAGUCACAGCAGAAGAUAUUAUGACACAUGUGGAUUCAGUUACCUUUGCAAUGCUUCAGGACCUUAAAGAUCAGCUGCAUCCAUAUAUCAAUUUUGACGACAAGGAAAAUGCUGUAGAGGAUAGUGUUACAAGUACAGAUGAAAAAAUUCUCCCAUUGCUAACUGAUGGAAAUUCACAGCCUAAAAACCAAAACAAAAAUGUAUUAGAAAAAUUAAAUAACAUAAUUGAUAAGGCUAGAAAAGUACCACCAAGUUUUUGUAAUAUGAGAAUAAUGAAUUCAAAAAGUUUUGUGACAUGUGGGCUUUUAAGAAGGCGUGCCAACUUAGUAAUAUUUGCUGAAAAUAAUGUUUUACGAGUAUGUCCUUCACAGGUUCUCUCAUUAGUUGCUGAAACUAAUGAAUUACAAGUAUUUCCUUCUCAGGUACUUUCAGAUUCUGUUUAUGAUAUAGAGAAAUUGGAUCAUAUUAGAUUUAUUGAUCAUUCAAAGCAAAUUUAUUCAAUUGCAUUAUGUCCAAGAAAUGAUAUAAUUUGCACAGGCUCAGCAGAUUGUAGCAUAUGUGUAUAUAGUCUUAGCCAGCUGAAAUUUCUUGGGAGACUAUCAGGACAUUCAGGUACUGUGUAUUGUGUAGCAAUAAGUGAUAAUUUAAAGUAUAUUGCGUCUGGUUCCCAUGAUACUACAGUCAGGCUGUGGGAUUUAAAAACUGGUAAACUAUUGCGACUUUUCGCUGGACAUAUAGAAGCAGUUAUUUGUAUUCAUUUUCAUCCAAAUUCUCUGUAUUUGGCAUCAGGUUCAGCAGAUAAAAAUGUUAGAAUGUGGUGCAUUAAUUCAGGGAGCUCAGUACGAAUGCUGCAUGCAUCCAAGAAAGAUGUAUAUGCAGUAGCUUUCUCACCCAAUGGCCUGUUGAUUGCCUGUGCUAGUGAUGACAAAAAAUUAUUCAUUUAUUGUGGAGUGAUAACUCUCAAAAGUUGUGUGGCGGGACCGUUUCUGGUGUAG